Poecilia reticulata (guppy) is the source of this 3891-nucleotide messenger RNA. It is a transcript of the gene etnk2, whose product is annotated as ethanolamine kinase 2. Gene Ontology annotation, molecular function: ethanolamine kinase activity. Lineage: Eukaryota; Metazoa; Chordata; Actinopteri; Cyprinodontiformes; Poeciliidae. Gene Ontology annotation, cellular component: cytoplasm. The record is from RefSeq and is a predicted model, not a curated record. Gene Ontology annotation, biological process: phosphatidylethanolamine biosynthetic process.
GCGACGACGAGCAUCCGCACCCCAUCAGUCUGUCCAUACAUUCCCUGUCCCUUCAGCCCAACGUCAAAACUCCAGCUUGUACCUGGAUCAUUUUGUCAAAAAAAAGUCUGAAAACACCUCCCCGGUACGUUACAGCCAAGCAGCUCUUGUAUGCUUGGCUUUGGAGAGACAUCUGUGAAGAACUCGGAGAUUACUGUUUCAGAGAAGCUGCCGCAGGAUGGAAACGCAGAUACAUGUGCCUGUCGGGUCGCCGGUUAUCAGGAAAAUUCCCGUGUUUGUAGACGAGCACAACGUGAAAGAAGGGGCGAUGAAGCUCAUUAAAGAGUUGAGACCGGCGUGGGAGCCUGACAGCGUCAGAACCAAGUCCUUCACCGAUGGGACCACCAACAAGCUGGUUGGUUGCUACGUGGAUGACAGCCCUGACGAUGUGGUCCUCGUCCGAGUGUACGGCAACAAGACGGAGCUGAUUGUGGACAGAGACAACGAGCUGAAGAGCUUCCAGGUGCUGCAUGCUAACGGCUGCGCCCCACGCCUCUACUGCACCUUCCAGAACGGAAUCUGCUACGAGUUCAUGCAGGGGGACGCUCUGGGGCCGCAGGACGUCCGGGACCCCGCCCUGAUCCAGCUGAUAGCUAGGGAGAUGGCUCGGAUCCACGCCAUCCAUGCGCACAACGGCUGCAUCCCCAAGCCCAACCUGUGGAUCAAGAUGCGGCAGUACUUCUCCCUGGUGGCCACAGAGUUCACCGAUCAGGCCUUCAACAUCAGAAUCCAGCAGGAGGUUCCCAGCAAGGCCGUGCUGGAGCAGGAGAUGCUGUGGAUGAAGGAACAUCUGUCCACUCUGGGCUCCCCUGUGGUGCUCUGCCACAACGACCUGCUCUGCAAGAACAUCAUCCACAACAGCAAGGAGGGUCACGUUCGCUUUAUAGACUACGAAUACUCCAGUUACAACUACCAGGCCUUCGACAUCGGCAACCACUUCAACGAGUUUGCAGGCAUGGCCAAGCUGGACUACGGCCUCUACCCGAGUGUCCAGAUGCAGAUGGACUGGCUGAAGGAGUAUCUGCAGGCCUACAAGCUGUUCACCAAGAACACCGACCAGGUCAGCCAGCGGGAGCUGGAGACGCUCUACGUUCAGGUCAACAAGUUUGCUCUGGCUUCCCACUUCUUCUGGGGCUUCUGGGCUCUCAUCCAAGCCAAAUACUCCUCCAUAGACUUCGACUUCCUUGGGUACGCCGUCCUUCGUUUCAACCAGUACUUCCACAUCAAACCCACAGUGAUGGCGCUGCAGAUCCCAGAGUGAGAGGAGGAGGAGGAGGAAGAGGCCGAGGGUCGGGUCGGGUCGGGUCGGUUCUGUCAACCUGCUGCUGGUGGGCGGGGCCUCUCACACCACCAGGCAGCCUCUGUCUUAAUCAAGCGCAAUUACUCUCCUGCAAACUUACCUCAGCAUCUUUCACCGGUCUGACCGCAGAAUGACUGAAGCUCCAUGUUAUUGAUUAAUUUCUUCAUGUUGGGGUCAGGGAUGUUGACCUCUGAGCCAGACUGAGGCUCGCAGCACUCCCCCUGUCCAGAUCAUUCGUCCUCCUGCUCCUCCUCAGGUUUGGUACCAGCAGCUCAUGUCUGCUGGGACUCUGUGACUCCACGGCCUUCAGGCGGCUGCUGCUGAGCCUCAGCUCAGCCGACGGGUCAAUCUGUUUGUCUGAAUCACACAGUGAGGAAGAGGAACUGGACGUUUAGUUUGUCUAUUUAUUUUCAGUUAUUUUUCGUCUUACCUGCGGCUCUGGCAGGUGUUGGUGUUUUGUUUUCGGGGCGGAUCGGAGCGUCUGUCCGCUUUUCCAGCUUCUUGGCCUUUAUGGCUGCAGCGACUCGCUCCGUUAACUUUCCAUUUCAGCUUUCCAGACAUGUUGGAAAAUCCCAACCUUUGACCCUAAACCCUCUGUAUCUGCUCUCUCUCUCUCCUCAUGUUUCAGCCCUCUGCUUCCCUCACUCCCACCUGCUUCCUACAUCUGGAGCCAUAUUGGAUUUUACUGUAACACAUGGGAUUCUGAGUCGUUCAAGGUCACUUUGUUAGUUUGGACAAAAUGAAUCUUUGAACCCGAUUUUAGAAAUGCAAGUUGAUAACUGUAUAAAUAUUUCGGGGUGCACCGAUUGCAAUUUUUUAGCUCAUCACCGAUAUUUUCCUUUUUUUCUUAAGCCUGACAUUCCAGUUUUAGCCUUUGUCACUUUCUUUUCUCUGAAAAGUUGCUGAAUGUGACUCCAAAAGUUGCCAACAGUUGCUGAGUGCUGUUAAACGUCCACAUUCAGCCCACCGGGUCACAUGGACAACAUGAUUCAUUGAACCCGUUUUUAGAAAUGCAACUUAACAAUGUCUAUAGAAACAUGUCGGGGCACAGAUUGCACUUUUUGACCAAUCAACAAUUUCUUUUUUUUUCUUUCUCUUUGAAGCCAAUUUUGGCUGACAUCAAUUUUUAUUUAUUUAUUUAUUUAUUUUUCUUGGUCUGAAAAGUUGCUAAUUAGAGCAUCAAAGGUUGUCAACGGCAGCUAAUACUACCAUGAAAGUCCAGCUUCAGAUACGACCAUAUAUGUCCAGCCGUGACCCGGUGGGCCGGUCCGUCACUCAGGUCACCAGGUCAAAGUGGGACAGGCUCAUGUCCAGACCUUUGCAGAGGCCCAUCACCGAAAAUGUAGGAAAUCUGAGCCAAUUCCUCAGUGCAUCCCUAUAAAAAUUGGUAAAAAAAGAAAAAAAAAAGUCAAAGUGAAAAACGUGUAGUAAAGUCCCUCCUGUUGGUUGACGUGUUCAGAGCCUGAAGAUGGGAAGGACCUUCAGUAAACUUAUCUGGCUGUGGGAUUGGUGCGUCUAUAUGACAGUCAUCCUCAAAACACUCCAUACUAGUUCAUCUAAAAAAAACAAUAGGUGCCUAAACCUUUGUCCUGCAUCGCUGGUGUCAUGUAGCUGCUGGGUUUAAUAAUUGAGCAGAUUCUGAUGCUGAUGCGCUUUGAGCUGCAGGGACUUCAGGGAGAAAGUGGAGGAGCCGUCCGUCUCUAAAGCCAAACCCUGUCUGUUCUGACAGAGGAUCAUUUUUUUGUCGCCGUGACGACUGCUGAAACGUGGUGCAUGUUUGGGAGAAGAGAAGCUGCAGUUGUCACCAGGCCACAAAGCAGCUCGUGUAGAUUUUCAGACUAAAUUAGUGAAGUAAACACUUCGAUGCACAAUCACAGCUCGGCCUGGAGAGAAGGCACAUUUGCACUGUAGAAACAUUUCGAAUUGACCUCUGACCUCGAGCCGACCUCCAUCUGAUGACAGACUUACUCAGAAAACACUGCAGACUGAUUCUGCUCAGAGCCGAGGCUCUAUGUUUGGACCACUGAGGUUUCUCUCUCUCAUCAGUAUUUCCAGAUGAGCUGGUUGCUUUGUGCUCAGCAGAGCAGAAUUAGCAUUAAAACAUUCCUGCACAUUAAUUUCCCACAAAUCUGUGAAAGCAGUUUAUUUGAGUGAAGCUAACAUUACAUUUCCCACCUUUUUAUCGUGUUCUUUAAUCACACCAGUGGCAGUCUAGCGUUGAACUGCAGGUUAUUUAAGGUUGGAUUAUUUCCGAGUGAAUGUACUAAUGUAUUUUAAAAAACACUGUUGAGUUUUUUAUUUUUACUUUAAUUUCCUUUUUGUAAAGCAUUGCCAGAAGCUCGGCGUUGUGUGUGAAAGGAGCCAGAGUUUGGCUUGCAGACGGGAAUUUGUAAAUGUGUGGAGAACAGAGGAUGUAAAUACUGUAAUCAAUCCUGUGAAAAGUUUACUGUACACUGAUUGUUCACAGCCUGUAGGAGUGAAAAGAAUUAUUUAACGACUUAUCGGUAAAUAUUUCAAUUUUUCAAUUAAAGGCUAAAUUGAUUUUAAAAGGA